Messenger RNA from Aspergillus terreus NIH2624, 1143 nucleotides. RefSeq names its product TFIIH/NER complex subunit TFB4. The transcript has 2 exons. Gene Ontology annotation, cellular component: transcription factor TFIIH holo complex; transcription factor TFIIH core complex. NCBI's taxonomy places the organism in Eukaryota, Fungi, Ascomycota, Eurotiomycetes, Eurotiales, Aspergillaceae. Gene Ontology annotation, biological process: regulation of DNA-templated transcription; nucleotide-excision repair. The record is from RefSeq and is a predicted model, not a curated record. The coding region runs from base 1 to 1143 and encodes 380 amino acids.
AUGAACGCCGUCGACGCAACCGAGCACUACGAAACCAGUGCCCACGACCGCGCCCCCUCCCUCCUAACCGUCAUCCUCGACACAAACCCGCAUGCCUGGGCGGUCCUCGAACCCUCCCUCCCGCUCUCCACCGCAAUCGCCAACAUCCUCGUCUUCCUCAACGCCCACCUCGCCUGUAACUACGCCAACGAAGUCGCCGUCGUCGCCUCGCACAGCCAAACCGCCACCUGGCUGUACCCGCGCGAGACCCGCCAUGAUACUACUAUCGCUUCGGGCACAGACCGCGACGGCGACAUCGCCAUGAACGGCAGCGCGCCGGCCAGCCAGGUGAACAAGUACCGGCCGUUCCGGAUCGUGGAGGAGCAGGUGACGCAGCAUCUGCGCGAGCUGAUGGAGGCGACGAGCGGGGCGGACGUGCAGGCCACGACGUCGACGAUGAUGGCGGGCGCGCUGACGCUCGCGCUGAGCCAUAUCAACCGGCGGAGUCUGGCGUGGUCGGAGGCGCACGGCGCGGACACGGCCGGGGAUGGCGCGGGCGCGUCUGCUGGCGGUGGUGGCGGCGGGGGAAGCGGCGCAGGGGGCGCGGGGAGGGCCGGCGGAGCGGAAGGCCUGCAGUCGCGGAUUCUGAUCGUGUCGGUGAGCGGAUCGAGCGACUCGGCGCACCAGUAUAUUCCCAUGAUGAAUGGGAUCUUUGCGUGUCAACGGCUGCAUAUCCCGAUUGAUGUGUGCAAGCUGAGCGGGGACGCGGUGUUCCUGCAGCAGGCGUCGGAUGCGACGAAGGGGGUGUUUAUGUCGUUGGCGGAACCGCGGGGGUUGCUACAGUAUCUGAUGAUGGCGUUUUUGCCGGACCAGCGGUCGCGGAAACACCUUGUCUUGCCGACGCGGGUGGAUGUGGACUUUCGCGCGGCGUGUUUCUGUCAUCGGCGGGUCGUGGAUGUCGGCUUUGUCUGCUCGAUUUGUCUGAGCAUCUUCUGCGAACCGCCGGAGAACGGGGACUGUCUAACCUGCGGGACGCAUCUAGAAAUGGGCGACUACGGUGCGAAGCCGGCGGUCGUGGCUCGGAAGAAGAAGAAAAAGAAGGCUCGUGCCAAUGGGCCUUCGGGCACCGCUACGCCUACGCCGACGCCAACUCCGGGACCGUGA